This is a messenger RNA of Prorocentrum cordatum, 554 nucleotides long. The record is from the annotation of a GenBank genome assembly. NCBI's taxonomy places the organism in Eukaryota, Dinophyceae, Prorocentrales, Prorocentraceae.
GAACCGAGAUAGUGUACUCGUACUUCGAAUCCCGCGGAGGGCAGUUCGACUACACCGUGUUCUUCGGUCUGCAGUACUUCGUGAAGAGGUACCUCGUCGGCCCCGUUGUCACCCAGGCGAAGAUCGAGCAGGCGGCGGCGUUCGCCGAGAAGCACUUCGCGAACCCAGGCUGCACUUACAACAAGACGGUCUUCAACCGAGCAGGCUGGGAGUACAUUCUCAAGCGCCACAAGGGCUGCCUCCCAAUCAGGAUCAAGGCCGUGCCGGAGGGCACCUGCGUUGGGACGAAGAACGUCCUCUUCACGAUGGAGAACACCGACCCGCAGUGCUUCUGGCUGACGAACUACCUCGAGACGCUCCUGGUGCAGGUGUGGUACCCCAUGACAGUCUGCACGCAAAGCCGUGAGAUGACGAAGAUUGCCAAGAAGUACUUGACAGAAACAGGCUGCGAUGAGAGCUUGGUGGGGCUGCUGACUUCGCUCUCGGUCAUCGACUUUGGCUGCCGCGGGGUCUCCUCCAUGGAGAGCGCCGGCCUUGGUGGUGCCGCCCAUCUG